Molecule: messenger RNA, 3618 nt
Organism: Gambusia affinis (western mosquitofish)
Lineage: Eukaryota; Metazoa; Chordata; Actinopteri; Cyprinodontiformes; Poeciliidae
Gene: tox
Product: thymocyte selection-associated high mobility group box
Exons: 10
Coding region: 425-2200 (591 amino acids)
Biological process (GO): regulation of transcription by RNA polymerase II; leukocyte differentiation
Cellular component (GO): nucleus
Molecular function (GO): chromatin DNA binding
Source: RefSeq, a predicted model, not a curated record
CAGCAGCAGCAGCAGAGCAACAUUGACCAACAGAGUCCCAACCAGGGACAGACAGGUUCACCGACGUCCUCCGUCCCCGACGCGCACCGCAGCAGGAUCCGGACUCUGACAAAGGGAGGGAAAACUGCGCUCCUUUUUAUUUGAAGCGUUUUGCUUCAGCGAUAGAAGCGCUUUCACCGAGAACUUUGGUCCUCUGAGGUGCAGUCACAGGAGCACGAGAGCCGGCGUGUAGAGAGGAGCGCAUCCAGCCUAAACUUUACAAAUCCUUAUUUAAUUUUUCUGACUAGAACCCGAAAACUACACCCUCAAGACGCUUUCUAAUGGACUAAACCCCAUUUAUUUGAUCUUUUCUAAGUUUUAUUUGUAACUGGCAAUAAACAGUAGACAGUGGAGACGAGAAGGGGACGUGGAUGUAUUUUUAGUCAUGGAUGUAACAGUUUACCCGCCUCCUCCUCAGCCUCUGUCCGCUUCAGAGCACUCCAGGUUGGGGCAGCUCUCCUACCCUGACCCGGCUUUUGGGACCAAUAAGCUGGACGGGGACACCAUGUUCCUGGGGAUGCCAGAGGCAGGCCUCGACUUCACCUCCACCAAUCAGUUUCGUGUGCCGCAGCCCCCUCACCCGAUCGGCAAGGCGACGCCGCCGAACCCGGCAUCGCAGCAGUGGAGAAGGGACCUGCACAUGGCCGACAGCCACCGUCUGCCCUGGUUCUAUUCGAUGAACGGCUUCGGUGACGAGGAUUUCAACAUCCCACCCAUCACUCCGCCGACUCUGCCAGACCACAUGCUGCCCCCUCACCUUCCUCACGAUGCGUCCUCCAGACCGUACCAGCCCAUGGAGCCGCCGCCCAGCUCGGCCGCAGGGCACUACCAGCUGCCCGUCGGGCAGGAUGGAGCCGCCGGGCUCAGCCAGGACGGCGAGACGUUCAGCCCGGACGGCGGGCCUAUGACCAGCACGCUUUCCGUGAUGCAGCAGAUGGUGAACUCAGACUCUCGAUUCACCAGCAGCCAGCAGCCAAUCAAAGCGGCGCUUGGACCCAGGAGCCAAUCGGGCCUGAGCCAACAAAACCAGCUGUCCACAAUCAACCAAUCCCAACUGGGGAUGAAUGGGAACCCUGCUACGCAUAACUCCCCUUCACCUCCCGGAAGUAAAUCUACCACUCCGUCUCCUCCCAGCUCGGCCCAUGAGGACGACAACGAUGAUGGACUCAGGGGGGAAAAGCGACCUGCUGCAGUGGACAUCUCGAAGAAACCCAAAACACCAAAGAAGAAGAAGCGAAAGGACCCCAACGAGCCAGUGAAGCCAGUGUCAGCCUACGCCUUGUUCUUCAGGGACACCCAGGCCAACAUCAAGGCUCAGAACCCCAACGCCACCUUCGGAGAGGUGUCAAAGAUCGUGGCCUCCAUGUGGGACGGCCUGGGAGAGGAGCAGAAACAGGUGUACAAGAAGAGGACAGAAACGGCUAAGAAAGAAUAUCUGAAACAACUGGCUGCCUACAGAGCCAGCCUCGUCUCACAGAGUUACAGUGACCCCUCCGAGAUGAAAGCCCCUCACUCUGCCUCCAACUCCUCCCCCUCACCUACCUCAAUGUUCACACCCAAACCCUCUGUGUAUCCCGGCCACCCAGGUCCGCACUCUUCUCCCAGCUCAAUCACCUCCCACCCCCACUCUCUCCCUUCCCACCAGCACCCGGGCAUGUACAUGUCGUACCCACACCCCUCCCACUCCUCCAGCCCCGGCCUCGGCCCGCACAUACCCCCUCCUCACCACCAGAUCCAUCCCCAACUUCAGGCUCUGUCCUCCAGAGGGACGGUGCCGCGGGCCAGCGUCCCCCACCAGGGAGCCCUGUCCCUGGGGAAUGUGGCGGCGGCCUCCACCCCUCCUCUCCAGGUCAGCCCCCCCCUCCACAGUCAGGCGCACCUGGGCGGCCUGCACAGCCCGCACCAUCAGCACCAGCAUCAUUCCCACUCUCUGGGAAUGACACACUCCCCUGCAAUCACACAGGGCUACCAUCCUUCCCUCCAGUCUGACUACCAGUCAAUGGGCGGAGCAAUGCUGAAUAGUGGAGCAGUAAUGUCUCCAUCAGUGGACUACCACCAGCUGGGCCGUCACACACCGAACCACCACCCUUCCUUGGACUGGAGCACUGAAUACCAUGGCAACGGAAGUCUUCAGAGAGACAAACCUUUGUAUCUGAGCUAAUCUCGGGACAAAACGGCACCAAAUAUGGACCCUUCUACUGCCACAACGGAAACUCCAGCACUGAGUCGGGCCUGGUUCUGACCCAACGCCCAAUCAAAUCUCCAAACACGAAUGGACUCGCAGUGGACUUGUCAUCAAAGUGUGAACUAAAACUUGAAUUCAGCACUUAAAAGGAAAAAAAAGAAAAAAAAAACCCAACCAGAAGAAAACCGAAUGAGUUUGUAUAUAUUACUACUAUUUCUUUAAAGUAUAGCAGUGUUUACAACGUGGCAUAAGCAUCUAUUAUUGGCUGUAUCACUCACUGAGUAAUUGUUCCCAUUUCUGCUGAAAACAAGAGUGAGUGAAAAGAGGAGGGUAGAUCCUGUGCUGUGAACCACGCGGACUGGUGUGUACAUACCCCAACAUUUGAAUAUUUUCUGUCUUCGCAGACGUUUUUCAUACCUAGUUUCUUGUUUCUACUGAGGAUGGUGAUUAUAAUCAGUGCCAGGAGGUUCUAUAGUAGGUCAUGUGUAAAUUGCUGUAACAUAAUUGGUUAAAUGGAAAAAUUUAAAGCCAGCCUUUGUUUUUUUUGUUUGUUUUUUUUCUUUGAGCUGAAAGUCGCUGUGUUUCCUUUGCAGUCAAAGCCAAAAGAGCACAGAAUUAAAAACGUAACAAUAUAAACCAAAUAUUACUCCAGUUAUGUUUCCCUCCUCCGACUCUUAGCUUAAAUGAUGACUCCAAGCGGCGUGGACUGAACUCCCACAGGUUUGGGUGACUCCGAAAAGGGAAGACAUUGAUUAAAACCCCAGUUUAUGUUGCUUUAUUAAAGAUAAACAGAACAACCCUCCUGCCCCCCUCUUAAAGAUUUCUUUGCUUGUUUAUCCAGGCUCUAAAUGCCAAUAAAUGUCUAAGAUGAAAUAACUUUCAUUGUUGAAGAAAUCUGAAAUAUUUUAGUCCCUGAAAUGAUAAAAUGUUAAACAUUUCCUGUUGAUAAAAAAAGUACUCCUUUGUAUGAAGCCAGCUUAUCCUCCUGGCAUAUGUCUGUUGAUAAUACGGAUUAGGAUCCAAGAAAGUGUGAGGUGUUAAUAAGACCGCAGAGUGGCUGACUGGUUUGCAUGGUCUCUUUUAUCAUCUCUGUUUCUCUGUGCUCAGAGACUAUUUAAAAAAAAAAAAACUGUAACUAUUGCCGGGUUGGCUGUGUUUUCAUGUUUUUUUUUGUUUUGUUUUUUUUUUAAUCAAACUGAGGUUUGUUUUUGUGUUGAGGAUAAUGGAAAGAGGCAUCUCUCUGUUGCUCUGUAUCUCUUUGUAUUCAUGUGUUUUAUUUUGGCAGAUGAAAGGACUCUGGGCAUCAACCAUGAAGAUUUUCUUAUUUUUAGAUUCUAAUAAUGUGUUUGAGAAUAAAGUCGAUGCUGCACUGAUGUGCAGUCGUUACUUCAAAA